AUGACAACCAUCUCAUGGCUCGUUCAGAUCUACUACAAUGUUAUUGUGGCACACACCCUUCUCUACCUCUUCGCAAGCUUCAACUCGCGCCUGCCUUGGUCAACCUGCGGCAACUGGUGGAAUGACCCCAUCACCUGUCUGGAUCAGACCAGUAAGAUUUUGCAUCAGCUUAAGUCAGGCAUGAGCAAAAAAGGCCAAUUUCUAAUCCAGUAA
Molecule: messenger RNA, 213 nt
Organism: Dibothriocephalus latus
Lineage: Eukaryota; Metazoa; Platyhelminthes; Cestoda; Diphyllobothriidea; Diphyllobothriidae
Source: the annotation of a GenBank genome assembly